UUCAGUUUCAUUCUUUCUUCCCGCUUUCAGUGAUGGCGUCUGCUGAACUGACUAAUGAUCUAACCUGCUCCGUGUGCCAGGAGAUUUAUAAAGAACCUGUAACGCUGCCAUGUGGGCAUAGCUUCUGCAUCCCCUGCAUUGGGAAAACAUGGGAUGAACAACAUCGUAUAGAGGAGGAUGCUUCCUGUCCAGUAUGCAGAAAGCAAUAUAAAAGAAAACCUGAACUGAAUAGAAAUAUCGCACUGCAUAACAUUGCAGAACAAAUCCUUCCUGAGAACACAAAAUGUUCUGCACACAAUAAGCACCUGAAGUAUCACUGCUCUGACGAUGGUGCCCUUAUCUGUGAGUCCUGCUGCCAUGUUGGAGAUCACAAGGGACACCAAGUGGAGUCACUGGAUAAGGCUUUUGAGAAACAAAAAGAGAAACUGAGAGAAGUUUGGAAAAAGCUGACCCCAGAGAAAGAGAAAACUGAGGGGCAAGUUCAGAGGCUGCAGGAGAACAGGAAAAAAGUAGAAGAAAUACUAGCUGGCGAGACAGAGAGAGUAACUACUCUGUUUAAGGAGAUCAAGGAAAUGUUGGAAGCUUUAGAGAAGAAAAGUCUAGAUGAAAUCUCAGAGCUGUUAAAGAGGCACUUGCUCCCUUUUACUGAUCUAAUCCAGCAGCUGGAAACAAAAAAGGGUGAACUGUCAAUGAAGAUCUGCAACAUUAAGAAUCUGUGCAACAUGCCAGAUCCACUAACUUUCCUACAGGCAAAGAGAUCAGAUGGUGCUGCUUUCGAUUAUGAGGGCAGAGAGAGAGAUGAUGUAGAGGUUCCUGCUGUAGGGGAUCUGGAUAUGGAUCUGAUCCCAGAUACAUUAAUUGCAGGCCUAGCUAAAAUUGUGACUGUUGUAGAGGGAUGGAGAAUCUAUGGGAAGAAGGCUACAAACAUGUUAAUGGAUAUAAACACAAUUGGGAAUAAUGUAUCUGUAUCUGAGGAUGGGAAAUGUGUAUCUUACUCAGACCAGCGAUACCCACAAAAACCUGAGAGAUUUCACAUUUCUCAGGGUCUAAGCACCAUGUGUUUCUCCUCAGGGAGACAUUACUGGGAAGUGGAAGGCAGUGAAUUAGGUCACUGGAAGGUAGGGGUAGCCUAUCCCAGUAUAAAAAGGAAUGGGGGUCAGUCCUUUAUUGGGGAUAAUAACAAGUCUUGGUGUUUGUGCAGAUGGCAACAUAUCUAUUCAGUGACACAAAAUAAUGAGUGGACACAUUUAUCUCAUGUACCUUCUUGUGGGAGAAUCAGGAUCUUCCUGGACUAUGAGGCUGGAUGUCUGUCCUUUUACGAGCUGAGUGAGUCAAUCAGACACCUUCACACCUUCACUGCCACCUUCACUGAAUCCCUUCAUGCUGCAUUCUGGGUAUGGGGUAAUACCUGGGUCAGAAUCAUUAGUUAGGGGGAUGACCACUGUCCUGCAAGGAAUCCCAUUCCUAAAGCUCCCUUGUGCUGUCUUCUGAGAUUUAGGGAGAUUGUAACUCCUGGGUAUUCCUUACUUUUUAGAUUUAUACAUUUUUUAUUAUCAUUUAUAGUGAAGUAUCCAUAUAAAAUAAUUAUGUUUGGCUUUCUGAAUUUUAAAUAUAUAGCGAGAUAAAAGGUUUGAAAAAUAUAUCUUCAAAUUAUUAUAGGAAACAUUCACAGGUCUUGGUGAAAAAAACAAUGUUCUUUAAUGUACAAAAAUCUAUGUUUCUGUCACAAUUUAGGACCUUUCUCAACUUGACUAUAUAUACAGUACAUAUACUGUAUAUACUAGUGUUUGUAUAUAUAUUAGUGCUUAUUUACUGUGUGUGUACACCAAAAGUUACAUACCUUGGAAGGCUGUAAAAUGCUGUGUAUGACUAAUGUUAGAAGUUUAUUUGUGUUUUCUAAAGAAGGAAGGGACCAAAAUAGUAUAUUAAGAACCUCAAAGAGAUUUUACUUCACUUUCUAUUACAUUACCUUCUAGAAUCCUAUAAAUAGAAGGAAGUUGUAUGAGCAGAAUAGUGACUGUACAAUAUUUGAAAAUGAGAUAAAAUCACCUUUUCUCAGCACUAAUUGAACUAAGCAGUACACAUCAUUUCCGUGCGUAAAUACAACUCUUUUAUUUAAAACAAAACAAC
This is a messenger RNA of Xenopus tropicalis (tropical clawed frog), 2130 nucleotides long. RefSeq names its product E3 ubiquitin-protein ligase TRIM39. Gene Ontology annotation, biological process: antiviral innate immune response. NCBI's taxonomy places the organism in Eukaryota, Metazoa, Chordata, Amphibia, Anura, Pipidae. Gene Ontology annotation, cellular component: cytoplasm. The transcript has a single exon. Gene Ontology annotation, molecular function: zinc ion binding. The record is from RefSeq and is a predicted model, not a curated record. The coding region runs from base 33 to 1430 and encodes 465 amino acids.